Cinclus cinclus is the source of this 1308-nucleotide messenger RNA. RefSeq names its product ubiquitin specific peptidase 46 (gene USP46). Gene Ontology annotation, biological process: protein deubiquitination. The record is from RefSeq and is a predicted model, not a curated record. Gene Ontology annotation, molecular function: cysteine-type deubiquitinase activity; cysteine-type endopeptidase activity. The transcript has 9 exons. The coding region runs from base 1 to 1146 and encodes 381 amino acids. Gene Ontology annotation, cellular component: nucleus; cytosol. NCBI's taxonomy places the organism in Eukaryota, Metazoa, Chordata, Aves, Passeriformes, Cinclidae.
AUGUGGUGCCCCAGCAUGCCUUGUGCUGCUAAUGCCACACAUACCAUUCAUCUGCCCUGGAGAGUGGAGCCUGUCUCUAGGGGCACCAAUGCCUCUGCUCUGGAAAAAGACAUUGGCCCAGAGCAGUUUCCAAUCAAUGAACACUACUUUGGAUUGGUCAAUUUUGGGAACACCUGCUACUGUAACUCCGUGCUGCAGGCAUUGUAUUUUUGCCGGCCAUUUCGGGAAAAUGUAUUAUCAUACAAGGCCCAACAGAAAAAGAAGGAAAACCUCUUGACUUGCCUGGCAGAUCUUUUCCACAGUAUUGCUACUCAGAAGAAAAAAGUUGGAGUUAUUCCACCAAAGAAGUUCAUAUCAAGGUUACGAAAAGAGAAUGAUCUCUUUGACAACUACAUGCAGCAGGAUGCACAUGAGUUUUUAAAUUACCUGCUCAACACCAUUGCAGACAUUUUGCAAGAGGAGAAGAAACAGGAAAAGCAAAAUGGGAAACUGAAAAAUGGCAACAUGAAUGAAGCUGAAGAGAACAAUAAACAAGAACUCACCUGGGUGCAUGAGAUUUUUCAGGGAACACUGACUAACGAAACUAGAUGUUUGAACUGUGAAACCGUCAGUAGCAAAGAUGAAGAUUUUCUUGACCUUUCUGUUGAUGUGGAGCAGAACACAUCGAUUACACACUGUCUAAGAGAUUUCAGUAACACAGAGACGCUGUGCAGCGAACAGAAAUACUACUGUGAAACUUGCUGCAGUAAGCAAGAGGCACAAAAGAGGAUGAGAGUGAAAAAACUGCCCAUGAUUCUUGCCUUGCACCUCAAGAGAUUCAAGUACAUGGAGCAGUUGCACAGGUACACGAAGCUAUCUUACCGGGUAGUGUUUCCUCUGGAGUUACGGCUCUUCAACACAUCCGGCGAUGCCGUCAACCUGGAUCGGAUGUACGACUUGGUAGCUGUUGUUGUUCACUGUGGAAGUGGACCGAAUCGGGGGCAUUACAUUACUAUUGUGAAAAGUCAUGGAUUUUGGCUCUUGUUUGAUGAUGACAUUGUAGAGAAAAUAGAUGCUCAAGCUAUUGAAGAAUUCUAUGGUCUGACCUCUGAUAUAUCAAAAAAUUCAGAAUCUGGCUAUAUUUUAUUCUAUCAGUCAAGAGAGUGACUUGGCAAACUCUGAUAAUUGCACACAAAGAUGCUGCACGCAAAAGAAGGUGAUGGCUCCCCUGAACUGACUUCUACACAGACCACAUCUCAGGUGGUUGAACAACAAUAGUGUCUCCUAUUCAGUGGUCCAUGUGAUGUUGACUAUAACUGUCCAUUUUUG